Molecule: messenger RNA, 3348 nt
Organism: Musca vetustissima
Lineage: Eukaryota; Metazoa; Arthropoda; Insecta; Diptera; Muscidae
Gene: Rcd1
Product: KAT8 regulatory NSL complex subunit 3
Exons: 6
Biological process (GO): positive regulation of transcription by RNA polymerase II
Cellular component (GO): NSL complex
Source: RefSeq, a predicted model, not a curated record
UAGAGCACAACAGCUACUGCUGAUACAUCAACAGAAAGCGGCAAAAUGGAGCAUAGCUAUAUGCGUGAUAAUUCGGUUAAAUCUUUGAGUGUAGAUAUAACAAAUGGCCUGCAACCGGCAAGGACCAUACUUGUACGUCGUCCACCUCAGUGUCCCUCGUGUCAUACACAUCCAUUGGAUGAACAAGAUUUAAAUGAAUGCAAUCAAGCCUGUAUACCCGCGUACAAUGAAAUUGCAGCCAAGGAGAUGAUGAAUGAAUGUGCACGCAUUGCAAAAUAUGUUAAAAAUAUUAAUCCUGAUGAUGAGGACUGGGAAAUGAGAAUAAAUCAAAUUGGCUGGUCAAAUAUGCAAAAAAAUCUAUUUGCCAAAGUUGUACGCAUAUUGGACAAUGAUCAGUUGGGACGUUUAGCCAAUCAGGGUCGACCGAAUGAACCAAUGCAACGACGUGUUGUUGUGGAUAAAUCAGCUGCACGCAUGCGCAAAGCCUUGGCUUCCGUUGGCUGGGAAUCACGAUUAACUCAAUGGUUGCAUUGCUUGCUAAUGGAUUCAUUGCCCGCAACCUAUAUGGCUUCAUAUUUGGAUAUCUUGCAAACUCUGAAAUCAAAAUUACCCACCCUAAUGGAUAAAAUGUUGUUUGGACGACCGCUCAAUAUAAGUCAAGAGCUGUUGGCGCCUGUAUUGAAAAAGAAAUGGGAACCACAAAUUGCAACUAAAACAAGAAAAUUGCCACAGAAUUCGAUAAUAGUGGCGUUGCCUUCAAUGCCUACAAGUGGUCCUGUACCAAAUCGUUUACAGAAAUGGUAUCAACAUUUGGCAACCAUAACACAGAUUGUGCAAGUCACAUUACCCAUGACAAGUGGCCAUAUUUCCCGCCAACCACUGGAACAAGUAGCGGAGCAAAUAGUUUCAUUGACUCGUGUUAAAAUUCUUGAAUUGCGCAAUGAAAAUCCACAACGUAGCAUAAUAUUGAUUGGCUUUAAUGCUGGAGCAUCUUUGGCUUUACAAGUGGGCAUGUCGGAGAAUGUGGCUUGUAUUGUCUGUAUGGGUUUUGCCUACAAUACCUACAAUGGGGUACGUGGUACACCUGAUGAUCGUAUUUUAGAUAUCAAAGUACCAAUACUUUUUGUUAUUGGACAAAAUUCAGCCAGAUCAAGCCCCGAAGAAAUUGAAUCUUUGCGUGAAAAAAUGCAAUCUGAAUCAUCUUUAGUUGUUGUUGGCAGUGCCGAUGAUGCCUUAAGGGUACCCAAAUCAAGGCGAAAAAUUGAAAAUGUUACCCAAGCUAUGGUCGAUACCAUGGUUGUCGAUGAGGUAUACGAUUUCAUUAAGAAAGUCUUAACAAAUCCUCCCGGACCACGUAUACCCACUUCGAUUAGUAGUAGCAUUUAUAAUAAACAAAAUAAAUCAUUGGCUGGCGAGAAGAGUGCAGGGCAGCAACGUAAACGUAAAAAUGAUACAAUGGACUCGGAUGGUACUCCAGCAAAAACAAAACAUUUGGAUAAGAAAUCAAAAUCUAUCAAGAAACCAAAAAUUCAAGAUCCUUUUCAAGUCAAAAGAAAGGUAGGCAGACCACGUACACGACCCUUGCCAAAUUCUACGGGCACAACACCUACAGGCAAACUUAACCAAAUACACACUUCAACACCGGUAAUGAUUGGUAAAACUCAACCGAAAAUAACAAAAGUGUCGACAACAAAUGAUGAUCUCGGCAUGACAAUGAAAUCUGUUAUGUCCGAUCCAAAUGAUGCCGAUACCAGUUUGAAUAUGAGUACAAUCAGUAAUGAUUCCAACUCCAACAAGUUGGUGACAAACUUUGAGUUGGUUACUCAGUCGGGUAAGACAACACCACUAAAGACCACAGUCAUAAAUGCCCCUCAAAAACAAUUGGUUAUAGGUGGUGGCAAUACAUCGACUUCAAUUGGUACUAAAAUCAAAAUGAUACCAUCAAACCAAUUUGUACAAUUAAAACCAACAACACUGCAAUCACAAUCAAAAAUCUACACCAUUAAAACGGGAUCGAUAGUGGCUCAAAAUCAAGGUGAUGUGUUAUCGGGAGGACCUCGUAUUGGUAGCAUUGUCACCACAAGUCCUAGUACAGCAAGUACUGGUCAACACAUAUUUACCCUUAAAACUCCGACGGGUCAGACAACACAAUUUGCCACAGCUGUGGGUAGUCAACCAAAAUAUACAGUUAUUAAGAAUACGACUGGAAACACGACUCUACAAUUGUCCGGCACGGCCAAGACAUUGCAUCCCAUUGGAUCAACAACAUCAUUGGGGGCUGCAUCGCCAUCAACCUCAGCCAGUAAUCUGGAUAUAUCGAAUAUUAUUGAUAUGCCAAUUGUGUUUGCCGACAAUGAGGGAAAUAUCUCAGAAGGUGUGGAAACAAAACCAGCUACUACAACUAUUAAACCAGGUUAGUAGGAAACAUGCAAUUGCAUACACUGACUUUUGCUAAUUCAUUUCUCUCCCUUAGCUUCGUCAGGUGUUGGCCAAUUAAUAAUUAGUCAAAAAAUCAUCAAAGAGGCAAACGCACCAACCAUAUCCACCAGUGGUGGUUCAACCAGCGGCAGUGGUACAUAUGUUAUAAAUAAACCCGGUACCAUAAUACAACCACAACAAUUGGGUACCAAUAAACCCAACAAGGUUGUCUUUAUCAAUCGCAAUACCAUGAAACCUUGUCCCAGCAUUAUAUCGCGUACAAGUUUACCUCAACAAAUCCCCAAAUAUACCAAAGUUGUGGUGACGAAUUCUAAAUCUCCAACAGGUGCUUCAAUUAUACCCAGAGCGGGGGCACAUUUAACCAGCACCGGUCUUGGCACCAGUAGUACAUCUCCAUUAGCAUCAACGGUAAAGAAAAUCAAUAUACAACCAUUAAGUUCCGCCUCAUCUACAUCAAAUUCUCCCACAACAACACCAACACGUUCCUCGGCUGGUAUACUUAAUGUUCAAACAAAGAAUUUGCCACAAAUACAAAUAAUCAAUAAUCCCAAUGCCACACUUAUAUCCACGGACAAACCCCAAAUACGCAACAUUGUGGUGAAGCCUGGCGGACUUAAACAAUUGCCGCCACACUUGACCAGUCAGCUGUUGAAUCGUAAUCUCACUGUUCGAAAAUUAGUAAACUUAGUGGCGGCUACUAAGUCAACUACCAUUACAGGGGUAUCUCCUGGUGUAACGAUUACUUCAUCGCCAGUACCUCCUAGUAGCCUUGUUGCGGUUAAUCCCACAUCGACAGAAACGGAACCUUCGUCAUCGACCUCUAGCACAACAAUACAAACCUCACCGAAGAUAAUCACAUUAAAUCCACUAAGUCGCACGUCUACACCGACAACAACAAAAAGUGAUUAA